Molecule: messenger RNA, 1711 nt
Organism: Coprinopsis cinerea okayama7#130
Lineage: Eukaryota; Fungi; Basidiomycota; Agaricomycetes; Agaricales; Psathyrellaceae
Product: glucose-6-phosphate 1-dehydrogenase
Exons: 7
Coding region: 34-1581 (515 amino acids)
Biological process (GO): pentose-phosphate shunt, oxidative branch; glucose metabolic process
Cellular component (GO): cytosol
Molecular function (GO): glucose-6-phosphate dehydrogenase activity; NADP binding
Source: RefSeq, a predicted model, not a curated record
AUCACUCAGCCCUUCAACUCAACGUCGUCAACAAUGCCCAGGGAACGCUCGAUGUCGGGGACCAUCCCCUCAAUGGAGACCCAGCACGACGACCUCAAAGACAACACUAUCAUUAUCGUGCUCGGUGCAUCCGGUGAUUUGGCGAAGAAAAAGACCUUCCCCGCCCUCUUUGGUCUCUAUCGCCAGGGCUUCCUUCCAAGGGACACCAAGAUCGUUGGAUAUGCCCGAACCAAGAUGGACAAGGCCGAGUUUGAAAAGCGCACCACCUCUUAUAUCAAAGGGGUAGAUGAAAACCCAGAAGUCGCAAACUCUCUAGAGGCAUUCAAACAGACCCUAUCCUACGUCGCUGGCGGAUACGAGGAUGGAGAGUCUUUUGACAACCUCAACGCACACCUCGAAUCCAUCGAAUCACAUUACCAAACAAAGGAGUGUAAUCGCAUCUUUUACCUCGCUCUACCUCCUAGCGUCUUUAUCCCUGUCACCAAAAACAUCAAGGAACACUGCUAUGUCACUAAGGGCGGCGUCAACCGAAUUAUCAUAGAGAAGCCCUUCGGAAAGGAUCUCCAGUCUGCUCGUGAUCUCCUUGGUUCAGUGAAACAGUACUGGUCCGAGGAGGAGACCUUCCGUAUCGACCACUACCUUGGCAAGGAGAUGGUCAAGAACUUACUCGUCCUCCGUUUCGCCAACGUCGCAAUGGGUGCAUUUUGGGACAAGAACUCCAUUUCUAACGUCCAAAUCACCUUCAAGGAACCGUUUGGAACUGAAGGCCGUGGGGGUUAUUUCGACGAGUUCGGUAUCAUUCGUGACAUCUUGCAGAAUCAUUUGUUGCAGGUACUAACUAUCCUGGCCAUGGAGCGACCCGUGUCCUUCGCUGCUGAGGACAUUCGUGACGAGAAGGUGAAGGUGUUGCGUGCCAUUCCUCCGAUCGAGAAGGAGGACACUCUCCUUGGCCAAUACGUUUCUGCCAACGGAAAACCCGGGUACCUCGACGAUGAUACUGUUCCACCCGGCUCGAUCUGCCCCACCUUUGCUGCCACAACCCUCUUCAUUCACAAUCCCCGUUGGGAAGGCGUGCCUUUCAUUCUCAAGGCCGGUAAAGCUUUGAAUGAGGCCAAGGUUGAGGUUCGCAUCCAGUUCAAGGAUGUUACCCAGGGUAUUUUCAAGGACAUUGCGCGCAAUGAACUUGUCAUCAGAAUUCAACCCUCGGAGGCUGUCUAUCUCAAGAUAAACGCAAAGACGCCCGGUCUUCGCACUCGAGCCAUCCCUACCGAAAUGGACGUCACCUACAAGCGCCGUUUCACCGAGGCUAAGAUUCCAGAAGCAUACGAAAGCCUUAUCCUCGACGCUCUUCGGGGCGACCAUUCCAACUUUGUUCGCCACGACGAACUCGAUUAUGCUUGGAAGAUCUUCACGCCUAUCCUUCACUGGAUUGAUGGGAAGAACGGACCACGCCCAAGACCAAGCGCUUAUCCCUAUGGUUCACGAGGGCCCAAGGAGCUCACUGCUUUCAUUGAGAAAUACGGCUACAAGCGACUUGCAGACGCCUACUUCUGGCCGGUCACGAACAUGGCGGUUCUGUAAAUUCGCCCAUUGCGCGAUACCUGUUAGGCGUUUCGGCUUUUUGCGCCCUGUACGGAAGUUAACUGGUUUCCACGACGAAAUAAGCGUUGUUGUACACUAUCCCGAAUGAAUCAUGAUAUGCUGUUGUAUG